This is a messenger RNA of Leucoraja erinaceus (little skate), 2313 nucleotides long. It is a transcript of the gene slc30a10, whose product is annotated as solute carrier family 30 member 10. Gene Ontology annotation, cellular component: membrane. Gene Ontology annotation, molecular function: zinc ion transmembrane transporter activity. Gene Ontology annotation, biological process: intracellular zinc ion homeostasis; zinc ion transmembrane transport; manganese ion transport. The record is from RefSeq and is a predicted model, not a curated record. Lineage: Eukaryota; Metazoa; Chordata; Chondrichthyes; Rajiformes; Rajidae. The transcript is spliced from 5 exons. Bases 257 to 1093 code for a protein of 278 amino acids.
CAAUUACAAGCGGGUUUGACCUGUGACGCAUCAAUGGAUCGGUGUAGAUGUAAUAUAACACAAUGUGUUCUGGUUUGGAGGAAUAAUAUUUCAGGUAGAUCUCCCCCCCAACCCACACAUCACAGUUUCAACUGGCUUUGACUUACGACUGGACGUAUUGGAAUACAAAGUCGCUGAUAGAACACAAGCAAUGGCCAAGACACAUUGGACUCACCGAUCGAAGCCGGUGCUCUGACACCCGCUUGUAAUCACAGCCAUGUGUAAGAACUGCCGCUUGAUCCUCAUGCUGGUGUUAACAGGCGGCUUCUUCCUUGUGGAGCUGGUGACAGGGUACAUGAGCAAGUCUAUCGCUCUCAUCUCGGACUCCUUCAGCAUGCUGUCUGAUGUUAUCUCUCUGAGCAUCGCGUUGGCGGCAGCCUAUGUGUCCAAGCUCCAGAAGACGGCAGGGGUUUUGGGAGCUCUGCUCAACGCCGUCAUCCUCUGUGCGCUAACUUUCGGCAUCUUCACCCAGGCGAUUGCUCGUCUUUUAGAAUUGAGCAAGUUGGAGGAUGUUGUCCUGGUGCUGAUCGUCGGAGUUCUCGGGCUGGGCGUGAACGUUGUUGGACUGAUCCUCUUCCAAGACUGUUGCUCCAAGAGAGGCAGAUGCAUGCGAGCAGGCAGCUUGGGAAAUGACACAAGAGACCAAUCAGGGAACAGGAAUACAAAUGCUUCGAACUUAAAUAUUCAAGGUGUCUUCCUACAAUUACUGGGCGAUGCUUUGGGAUCUGUUGUGGUAGUAGUCACUGCUACCAUCUUCUAUGUGUUUCCACUUGCAUCGGAUGAUCCCUGUAAUUGGGAAUGUUAUGUCGAUCCAAGCCUGACCAUCGUUAUGGUUAUGAUCAUUUAUGUCUCUGUUUACUCACUUAUAAAAGAAACGGUUCAUAUUUUACUUGAGAAUGAACCCAAAGAAUUGAAUGUGCAGAAUAUGGAUUGUCCCUGUGCUAGUUCAGAAAACACUGCAGAGAAAGGUGUCGACACAAGCGCUUCGGACACAGAAGAAAAGGAAGAGACAAAAGAAUGGCUGACUCCUGCUCGAGCAGAAGUUUAUUAUUAGCGUCAGUGAGCAAACAUUUCACAGUUACUUGGAGGCACAAGAAACUGCCGAAGACGGAACCUUGAACCUUGAAGUGCUGGAGGAAAGUGGGUCAGCAGCAUCUCUGGAAGCAAAUGGACAGAUGAUGUUUUGAAUUGGGAUCCUUCUACAGACUUAAAAAAAAAAAAAUCACAGCUACAUCCUGUGAAACGAUCCAUGGUGAAAAUGUGGGAAACGUGGAAAUUAAUGAAAAAGCAGUGGCGUGUUUCAAAAUAAUGAUUGAUUUGCCCUGUGUUUAAACAAGUUGCAAUGAGAAAUCUGUCAUUAGUUUGUCAAGGAUGUGAGCAUCGUUAGCCAGCCCAGUAUUUUUUUCCUCAUGCUUCCUUGCCUUUGUGGUGGGAGAGAGAGAGUUGAUCAAAACUGACAAGGGAACAAUCUGUUUAAAAACCUUCAACUGAAACAAAGUGUCAGAGACAUAUUGAAACACCAAACUGUUUAGAAAGUCCAGCCACAUGUAGUUGAAUUCCAAUAAUCCACUAUCUGAUGUUUAAGAAAUCCUGACUGUUCAACACAUGGCCCAGUAGAUGAUGUUUACAGCGCUCUUUCAACUCACCUGGGCCCAAGUUCCCACUCUACAAUUCAACUCAUCACGGCCUGAGUUCCCCCACUUCCUUUUAAUUUAUUAUGUUCACUGGAGAAAUUAUUAUAAUACUGUGUGGCAUCUGAAAAUAGUUAACCAAACACGUGUUAAUGUGUUAAUAACAUCUAAUUGUCCAAAUAUAUGCCAGUUCAGCACCAAAGUCUCGAGUUUGACUGUAAUGCUGAACUGCAUGUUAAAAUAUUUCUUCCCUACCUACUUUUGCAAGAAAUAGAGCUACUAUUUCAUCUUACCCGGUGCUUUGUUGUAACUCAUAAACAGUUUUCAAUUUAGCAUUUUCAUAUGCAUUGUUAAAUUCUUUCAGCAAUAACAUUGUCUCCAACAAACCUCUUUGUUUUAGUUUUUAUUAAAUAGAUAAAAGGACUUAUAGCAGCAUGCUUUAUUCUUUCAAUGAGUGGAACAUUUCAAACUAAAUGUAUAACUAUAAGCAUAAAUUUCCAAUAAUCACUUUUAAACAGUAUCACAAGGUUAUAUUUUUGAAAAUCAUUUUCACAACAGCAGCACAUAGCAACAAGAUCAUGUUGUUAACAUUGGUAAUUAUGGACAGUAACCAUUUUCAUUUACAACAGUACAGCACCAUGUU